Messenger RNA from Fusarium fujikuroi IMI 58289, 1401 nucleotides. RefSeq lists its product as uncharacterized. NCBI's taxonomy places the organism in Eukaryota, Fungi, Ascomycota, Sordariomycetes, Hypocreales, Nectriaceae. The transcript has a single exon. Bases 1 to 1401 code for a protein of 466 amino acids. The record is from RefSeq and is a predicted model, not a curated record.
AUGCCUCCUCGUUUCCACUCCCUCCCACCCGAGAUCCAGGACAUGAUCCUACAAGACGUCUCCCGAGAACCUUCGACCGUCCCUUACGCUGUGGUCUGCAAGUCGUGGCAGGAUUUCUUCGAACGCAAGAAUUUCAGGUCGUUGGCUAUCACCAAAGAUGACCUGCGCUGCCUCUCACGAUACCUGGUACCCCGACGCCAAGGUUUCGUCAAACACAUAUGGUAUCGAAUUUAUCUUCCCAAUUCCAACCCCAGGAUUUCAAACAAAAUCAAGAGGUCCGAAAAACCCAAAGUAACACUCCGUGCAGACAAAGUGUUUACAUACUCCAUAUUUGGACUCUGGGACAUCAUCUCUCUAUGGAACCCAGAGAAUCGAAUCACUCUUGAGCUAAGUGUAUUCGCAUUUGAUGAUUGGAUUGGUAUGCUGCGGCCAGAUCGUAUCUUUGAACUGGAUCUUGCUGCAUACAAGGUCCACAAGAAGUCCGAGUCAAGAGAACCUUACCAUUACGACAAUCCUCAUGGGCCUUACACUGAACAAUACGGCUAUUGGGGAUUGCCGAGUGCUGACCACAGGACACGGGAUUACUGGAACGCUUGUAGGCGUAACCUCAUAGGUUGGAGGGAUGUUCAACUCACCACAGCACAACGCGCAGAUGAUAUACCAUACUACAAGAAGAAGAAUGCCAUACUCCCUCGCGUCCCUAUUGUUUCCAAGUUUCUGAUCCGCAACACGCAGUUCCGUCGAAUCUAUCCAAAAACGCUAAUUCACAUGUUCCAAAGUUUUAAGAACCUUGAAGAUAUCACGAUCAAGCGGUGGGCCUUAGUUGGCGCCGAUGAAGAGACGGAUUGGACUCGGCUUGCCGCCCAAGCCUUUGCCGAGAGACUCCCAGCUUCAGUCAAGACACUAUCCAUCAACGGAAGAAAAGCCGUGGCGUUACAAGAUUGGGCUUCAAGCGAUGUCAAAUUGAGAGAUGUGUUAGGCAAACGCUUCCGCCAAUACUCCAAGAACCUAGAGCACAUGUGUGUAGUGGACAUCAUCGAUGCCGAAGAUUUCUUCAGUCUUUUUACUCUUUUCGACUUGGAGGAGGACUUGGAAUCGUUGAUAAAGUGGUCUCAUCUCGAGACACUCACACUAUCAACAGAUUUAUUCGAGACGCGAGAGCGAAAAAGGAUAGAGACAUUGCUGUACUCUGCGGCGAGGGCAGCACGAACGAUGCCAAAACUUCGAACACUAGAAAUCAGAAGCAGCAGAGACGCGCAGUGCUUCUUCCGGUACAAUAUAGUCGAAUCUAUAGCAGAGAUAACGUGGUCAGGGCCAGUUGUCGAUAGUACCAAAAUUAUGAAGGAGUGGGAAAAGACAUCUGCCUGGAGAGACAAUUAUGACGUAGUAAAUGACUUUUGA